UAGUCAAUUUGGAAAUGGACUUGCUUUCUGGAACCUACCUCUUGGCAGUCUUAUUAGCCUGUAUUGUAUUUCAAUCUGGAGCACAGGAGAAGAACUACACAGUGCGGGAAGAACUGCCUGAAAAUGUCCUCAUUGGCAAUUUGCUCAAGGAUCUUAAUCUAACACUGGAUCCAGAUGUCCCCCUUUCCUCGCCACUACAGUUCAAGCUUGUGUAUAAGACUGGGGAUGUACCACUAGUACGAGUGGAGGAGAACACUGGUGAGAUAUUUACAACUGCAAACCGCAUAGACCGAGAGAAGCUGUGCUCUGGCAUCUUUAGUGAGAAUCGCUGCUUUUAUGAGGUGGAGGUUGCCGUUUUGCCUGAUGAAGUCUUCAGACUGGUCAAGAUCAGAUUCCUAAUAGAGGAUAUAAAUGACAAUGCCCCCCUCUUCCCAUCUACAGUUAUUAACAUCUCUAUCCCUGAAAACACAGCGAUUAAUUCUCGCUAUUCUGUUCCAUCUGCCAUUGAUCCAGACAUUGGUGUGAAUGGUAUUCAGCAUUAUGAACUACUUAAGCCCAAAACAGCUCCGAAAAGGACAUUUGGAUCAAUUACAAAUGAUCAGGGUCAGAAUGUAUUUGGUCUUGAUAUAAUUGAGACACCUGAGGGAGAUAAGUGGCCUCAACUGAUUGUCCAGCAGAUCCUGGAUAGAGAGCAGAAGGAUACCUAUGUGAUGAAAAUUAAAGUUGAAGAUGGUGGAAGUCCUCCAAGAUCUAGCACUGCAAUCCUGCAAGUCACAGUGACUGAUGUGAAUGAUAAUCGUCCAGUCUUUAAAGAAAAUGACAUUGAAGUUAGUAUUCCAGAAAAUUCUCCAGUUGGCACCUCUGUUUCUCAGCUCCAUGCCACUGAUGCAGACCUGGGCUCAAAUGCACAAAUCCACUUCUAUUUCAGCAAUCAGAUCUCCAGCUUGGCCAAAAAGCUGUUUGCCAUUGAUAAUGCCACUGGUCUCAUCACCAUAAGAGAGCCACUAGAUAGGGAAGAAUCUCCAGUACACAAACUAACUGUUUUGGCAAGUGAUGGCAGUUCGACUCCAUCGAGAGCAACAGUGACUGUUAAUGUCACAGAUAUUAAUGACAAUGUCCCAUCAAUUGACACAAGGUACAUCAUCAAUCCAGUGAAUGGGACAGUGCUCUUGUCUGAGAAAGCUCCACUUAAUACAAAAAUUGCAUUGAUAACAGUAAUGGACAAGGACGCUGAUCUGAAUGGAAAAGUUACUUGUUUUACAGAUCAUGAUGUCCCUUUUAGACUAAAGCCAGUGUUUGAUAAUCAGUUUCUUCUGGAGACAGCUACAUUUCUAGAUUAUGAAUCCACACGGGAAUAUGCUAUUAAAAUAGUAGCUUCAGAUUCAGGUAAACCUCCCUUAAACCAAUCUGCAAUGCUCUUGAUCAAAAUUAAAGAUGAAAAUGACAAUGCCCCAGUUUUCACACAGCCUAUCAUAGGUCUUUCCAUCCCUGAAAACAAUGCUCCUGGUACUCAGCUAACCAAGAUAAGUGCUACGGAUGCCGACAGUGGGCGCAAUGCUGAGAUCAGCUAUAUUCUGGGUUCCGAUGCACCCCCUAUUUUCAAUCUUGACCGCCGCACAGGCAUUCUGACAGCAGUGAGAAAGCUGGAUAGAGAAAAACAAGACAGGUACUCCUUCACUGUACUGGCUAAGGAUAAUGGGAUGCCACCCUUGCAGACCAAUGCUACUGUGACAGUGUCAGUCCUGGACCAGAAUGAUAACAGCCCUGCUUUCACACACAAUGAAUAUAAUUUCUAUGUUCCAGAAAACUUACCCAUGUAUGGCACAGUAGGGCUUAUCACAGUAACAGAUGCUGAUUCUGGAGAGAAUGCUGCAGUCACUCUGUCUAUAUUAAAUGGUCGAGAUAAUUUCAUUAUCGAUCCCCUUACUGGUGUAAUAAGACCUAAUAUUACUUUUGAUAGAGAACAGCAGGGGUCAUACACUUUUCAGGUGAAAGCGGUGGAUGGAGGAAGACUGCAGCGUUCCUCAACGGCCAAAGUGACGAUCAAUGUUGUUGAUGUAAAUGACAACAGGCCUGUUUUUGUAAUUCCUUCAUCAAAUUAUUCAUAUGAGUUGGUUCCAACAUCAUCCAAUCCAGGUUCUGUUGUUACUAAAGUCUUUGCAGUUGAUAAUGACACAGGAAUGAAUGCAGAGCUCCGUUACGGCAUUAUAGGAGGGAAUUCAAGGGGCUUGUUUGCAAUUGACCAGUUAACAGGCAAUAUUACAUUGAAAGAGAAGGUAAUCACAUCAGAUCAUGGCUUGCACAGACUGGUGAUAAAAGUCAAUGACCUAGGGCAGCCAGAGUCUCUUUAUACUAUAGCUCUUGUGCAUUUGUUUGUGAAUGAGACGGUCACCAAUAGUUCCUACAUACAAGAGCUAGUGCGCAGGAAUAUGGAAACUCCAGUUGGCCAGAACAUUGGGGAUGGUGAGAUAACCCCACAAACCAAUGAUUAUGUCAAGAUCAUAAUUGCGAUUAUUGCAGGCACAAUGACAGUUAUUCUGGUAAUUUUUGUUACUGCGUUAGUACGGUGCCGCCAGACUCCCAGGCACAAAGUUGUCCAGAAAAAUAAGCAGAGUGGUGAGUGGGUUUCCCCAAACCAAGAGAAUAGGCAGAUCAAGAAGAAGAAGAAGAAGAAGAAACGCUCUCCAAAAAGUCUUCUCCUCAAUUUUGUGACUAUUGAAGAAUCUAAGCCUGAUGAUCCUGGCCAUGAGCACAUAAAUGGCACUUUAGACAUUCCUGUAGAACUAGAAGAACAGACUAUGGGAAAAUAUAACUGGGCCACUACACCAACCACGUUUAAGCCUGAUAGCCCAGAUUUAGCAAAGCACUACAAGUCUGCUUCUCCACAGCCAACCUUUCAAAUUAAACCUGAGACUCCUGUACCCCCCAAGAAGCACCAUGUCAUUCAGGAACUGCCUCUGGAUAACACCUUUGUGGUGGGCUGUGAUUCACUCUCCAAGUGCUCAUCAAGCAGCUCGGAUCCUUACAGUGUUUCUGAAUGCAGCUGUCAAGGAGGCUUCAAGACCCCAGGCCCCAUUCACACCAGACAGCACACAAAAGAAAUGGGAAGGCCACAAACUCCUUUAAAAGAAUCAACGCUGGAGCCAUGGACUCAGCCACAGCCUCAGCGCCGUGUCACGUUUCACCUACCAGAUGGCUCCCAGGAAAGCUGCAGUGACAGUGGACUUGGAGACCAUGAGCCCAGCAGUGGUGCCAGCACAUCGCACCCGCUGCCCCUCGGCUUCCCGCAGGAGGAGUACUAUGAGCAAGCAUCACCCAACAGCCGGACAGAAGGAGACGGAAACUCAGACCCUGAGUCCACUAUUGAAGUAAAUCUCCAGAAAGCCCUGGCUGAGGCCUCUGAAACCUGCACGCAGGAGUGUCUCAUCCUGGGCCAUUCUGACAACUGCUGGAUGCCACCUUCUUUGACACAGUAUCAACAAUCCAACACACCUUUGCCAUCAUUUGGCUUCCAGCAAAGCUGGGGCCGAGGAGCCAGGUCUGACGGACGACACACUCUUGGGAGGCCCCUUCCAAAGGAUGACACUGACAAAGGCCAAGGUGGGCCCAGGCCCCAGUUCUACAACACCUGUGAAAGACAGUGCACCAGCGAAGAUUCUGUCAAAGUCAUCCCUCUGGCAAAUUUUGCCAUGUCCCACCAGGCAGCAGUGUCUGGGAGUAGCACUACGUUUAUCCAUGAGCACCAGCUAUAAAUGCAUAUCUGACAAAUCGGCUAUUUCAGGCUUUAAGGUGUUACUGUAUAUAGUCACAGCCUAACACUGUUCUUAGUGCAUAUACAAAUUUGUUAGGCUUGUGAAUAUUUAUGUAUAUAGAAUCCUAAAUUUAACUUGAAAAGCUAAAUCCUUAGGACUUAGUUAAAGAAAAUUCACCCCAAUUCUUAGUAAAAUAUAUAAAAUAGGGAAGAAAACUCAAAAUCCAGAGCCAAUCAAAAGAAAACCUUAAAAACCUGCUUAUUUUCUAAUAUGGGUCUAUAUGGUACAAAUAUCUGCUAGCAGGUCUUCCUCCCCGUUGAAAGCAAUUUCUUAAUACAGCUUAGGAAACAUUGCAGUAACAUAACUUACCAAUUUUUUUCUGUCUUCAUUGUUAUAAUUUAUAAGGUAUUCAUAGAUUUCACCUUCCAUUUGCUUACCAACAGAGAUCAAGUGGUCAAUUUCUUUUUUGGUUACCUUACACAAUAUAAAAAGACAUACUUUGGAAGGAUGGUGUACAUUCCUACCAAAACUUACUUUUCAUGUAAUUGAGAAGAAUGUACUCAAAGACAUGACAGCUGCUUUUGAUUUUAAUUUUCAGUGGUUGAAUCUACAGGUAUUUAUUCUUUGAAAGAAUGCAGUAGAUGAAAUAGAAAGCUCUUACUAGGCUUUUCUGUGUGAAAUAGACAACAGGA
This is a messenger RNA of Centrocercus urophasianus (Greater sage-grouse), 4444 nucleotides long. RefSeq names its product protocadherin 11 X-linked (gene PCDH11X). The record is from RefSeq and is a predicted model, not a curated record. Gene Ontology annotation, cellular component: plasma membrane. Bases 15 to 3752 code for a protein of 1245 amino acids. Gene Ontology annotation, biological process: homophilic cell-cell adhesion. NCBI's taxonomy places the organism in Eukaryota, Metazoa, Chordata, Aves, Galliformes, Phasianidae. Gene Ontology annotation, molecular function: calcium ion binding. The transcript is spliced from 6 exons.